This is a messenger RNA of Pisolithus orientalis, 1533 nucleotides long. RefSeq lists its product as uncharacterized. NCBI's taxonomy places the organism in Eukaryota, Fungi, Basidiomycota, Agaricomycetes, Boletales, Pisolithaceae. Gene Ontology annotation, cellular component: nucleus. The record is from RefSeq and is a predicted model, not a curated record. The transcript is spliced from 6 exons. Bases 31 to 1497 code for a protein of 488 amino acids.
GUUGUUGGCAUCCAACCAUCGCGAGACGUCAUGCCACGAAGGGCUGUCGCCCACGGGAAGUCAGGAAGGCUUAAACAGAGAACACUACAUGAUCUUGUAUACUCAUCACCUCCAUCAUCACCACCGCCGAUGAAGCAUCAGUUUCUGUCAAACCGAAAGCGAAGGGCCCUAACUCCAAGCGAGUCAGAAGAAUCUAGUCGAUCGUCAUCGAGCGAUGAAAGAAAUGAUGACAGUGAUGUAGGAGCUGUUCGAUUCGAAGCAGAAACAGGGGAGACUAGUGACGGAGACGCAUCGCCACGUCGGCCUAAACGAAAGCGCGUGCGCCUCGCCACAGAUAGCUUAGACGAACGUUCUCCUGACGACGAAGAAGUGAACGUCGGUAUUCCCGUGCAGUGGAAAGGCAAGGGAAAGGGCAAGAGGAAAACUGUGGUGGACUCUGACGGCGAAUCUGAGCCUCACCGACCUAGGUUGAUCAAGGGUGCCAGACCACCUACUCCCGACGACGAAGAGGAUGAGGUCGAUGAGUCCCACAUACUUGAAAGCCGUCUACGUGCCCGCGGCCGAAAGACGAAGUAUCAGGAGACCCUCGAAAAGCUGAGAAGAAGAAAGCGAGGGAAUUCCGCCCCCCAGUCGUCAUCCGGGGAUGAAGAGACACCGCAAGAGCCCAAUGACCCGGAGAGUCUUAGUUGUUCAGAGGGCAGUGAUGAUCAAUCCAACGAUACAGAGGAAGACGACUUCAUCGUCGAAGAUCCCGUGGACGGCGUUCAGACAAUUGAUCUUCCCGUCGCAUUUAGUAUGACUACUCAUCAGGAUCUUGCGCAUCAUUUCAAGAUUAUCUGCCAAUUAUUUGUGCAUAUGGCCGUACGGCCUCUUCCUGAACGCCGCCAUUUUAUGCAACACGUACUGAAGAAUGAGCAGUAUUUUUCUCUGCCAUUACAAGUCACUCGUCGAAAGUUACUUGGCAUGCGAGACUCCCUGGUGGUGUCAUCUACCUGGGGUCCUGACUUUAAGAAACUCCUCGAGAAAUAUCCUGGAUUUACUUUAUUUCGAAUGGAUUUUAGCUUGCCAGGAUGUGAUGCGUGUAAGCUAGGUGGCAGGACUUCGACACUGGUUGGAAGAGUUAGUGGUACCCCCUACGACGAAUAUGACUUCGAGGAUAUCAUAGAUGAUGAUGAAGACACGGAUAAGAAAGAGUUCCACCUUGGACGCUUCUGUGCGAGACGAACGCGAGUAUACCACGGAUUCAACCAUUGGGAGUACUGGCUCUACAAGAGCCUCCAACGUCAAAUCGCUGCUGUAGUGGAUGACGACAACGACUUUGUAAAGGUAGCAUACGUAGGAGGUGCUUUGCCACCUGACGACCCCCAAGACGCAGACAAGUUUAUGGAGUGGCUGGACCAACGGGGUAUCAUCGACAUGGAAUGGCAAAAAAUUCGUCAAAUGAUGGAGAGCGCAAGAAACUUGGAGUCUAGGGGGGAGAUGGACGAUCUGGAAUGAGAGUAGCGUAGAUUCUCACGAUUAUAUAGUGGUACU